UUUCGAUUUCAAAUGAAGUUGUGAUUCUGGUAAUAUCUUAGGGACGAUAUUGAGGUUUGCCCAAAACUGUUUAAGUUAAGGAAAAAUUCAAGGAAUAGCCCUUCCAGUUGCAGUCAGCUACGAAAAUGGAGAACACGAGUAUGCUAAGAGAAUGGUUCGAGCGAGUUGACUCUGAGAAAACUGGAAACAUCACUGCAAUUCAGCUCAAGAGUGCCCUUGCUGUUGGUAAUCUUGAAUUCCCUCUCUCUGUUGUCCAGCAAAUGAUCAGGAUGUAUGAUUUUGAUAGGAAUGGAACUAUGAGUUUUGAUGAAUUUGUUGGGCUUAAUAAGUUCCUUUUAAAGGUUCAACAAGCUUUCUCGGAUCUCGAGAGGGGCCUUGGAUAUCUUGUUCCUGAUGAUGUCUACAAGGGAUUGGUGAAGAUUGGUUUCUCAUUGGACUCUCCUUCUUUUUACACAGUUUGUGAGAGCUUUGACCAAAAGAAGAAUGGAAAAAUUCGUCUAGAUGACUUCAUAUGUCUCUGCAUCUUUGUACAGUCUGCUCGGAAUCUUUUUAAUUCAUUUGAUACUACAAAGCAAGGCAGAGUUACUCUUGAUUUCAAUCAGUUGGUGUACUGUACUGCAAAUUGUAGAAUAUGAAAUCACCAGCAGUGCUCAAAACUUCCAUGCCCGUUCAUACUUCCAAGUUAAUAAUGAUUGAUGAGCAGGACUGCAUGUUCUUCAACAAUGUAAAAAAUUGUGGUCUUAGGUACUAAAAUUUUCUUCCCUGGUGUUUAUUUUUGGGACGAGGCCAUUGUCAGUUUUAUUCUUAUGUAUGAUAAUAGUUGAAAGUACAUAUGUUGAUAAUGUGAUUGGUUGGAAGUUUUUUUAAAA
This is a messenger RNA of Populus trichocarpa (black cottonwood), 869 nucleotides long. RefSeq lists its product as uncharacterized. The record is from RefSeq and is a predicted model, not a curated record. Bases 126 to 635 code for a protein of 169 amino acids. Gene Ontology annotation, molecular function: calcium ion binding. Lineage: Eukaryota; Viridiplantae; Streptophyta; Magnoliopsida; Malpighiales; Salicaceae. The transcript has 10 exons.